Molecule: messenger RNA, 585 nt
Organism: Helianthus annuus (common sunflower)
Lineage: Eukaryota; Viridiplantae; Streptophyta; Magnoliopsida; Asterales; Asteraceae
Product: TIR domain-containing protein-like
Exons: 2
Coding region: 1-585 (194 amino acids)
Biological process (GO): signal transduction
Source: RefSeq, a predicted model, not a curated record
AUGCAACGUGCAGCCAUGCUAAACAACAUUAAACGUCAAAUGGCAUUACAAAAGGCCCGAACCGUGGUUCAACCCGCUGUUGAUGUUUUCAUAAACCAUCGUGGGAUCGAUACAAAACGAUCAAUCGCCUCUUUGCUCUACAACCAACUCUUGUUGUCGAGAAUCCCGUCGUUUCUUGACAACAAGAACAUGAAACCGGGAGAUAAACUUUUUGAGCAUAUCGAUAAGGCAAUACUCGGCUGCAAGAUUGGCGUAGCAGUCUUUUCACCCCGUUAUUGUGAAUCGUAUUUUUGUCUUCAUGAACUUGCUUUGAUGAUGGAGUCUAGAAAAAAAGUUAUUCCUAUUUUUUGUGAUGUGAAACCCUCUCAGCUUCGCGUCACGGAUCAUAAACUAUGUUCUCCGUCUGAGAUUAAAAGAUUUAAUUACGCGAUCGAAGAGGCUAAGAAUACUGUCGGACUCGCGUUCGACACUUCCAAAGGGAAUUGGGCGGAUGUGGUAAUGUAUACAACCGAGUUGGUGAAAGAAACCUUGAUAGAAAUCGACAAUGAGAAGAAUGCUGCUCGCCCCGUUGAAAUGGUGUACUAA